AUGCCACCAAAACUGCGCGUCGUCGCACCAAAUUCCGCCCAUGAACGCCGUUUCAAAAGCGAUAUCUCCACCAACCUCGCCAACGUCCUCCGCACCAAGCCCUUGGUCACUCCCCAAGAGGCCAUGUGGAAGGUCACUACUGAAAUGCUUGCCAACAACCCCUUCAACCCGCCCUCCGACGGAAAAUGUCCCAUCAACGAUCUUCCCAAUGAGCUUCUUGCGUAUAUUUUCAAGGUCGGGCGCGAGAUGGAGGAGGAGGAGGGCGCAGACGACGACGACGAUGUGGACUAUAUUGAUCAACAUACCAUUGAAUACCCAGGCGACUCUGAUGAUGAUGGUUUUCGUCUGGCAAAGCCGUUGAAAAAAGGCCCGGUUCUGCGGUUAGGCGAGGAUGAAGAAAUCAUUGAUGACGCUGAUGAUGGCGAUAAUGAGGACUGGGAAGAUGAGGAGAGCGCCGAAGAAAGUGACGACUCUGACGGAGAAGAUGACGACUCUGACGAUGAAGAUUUUGAAGUGGAGAGCGUCCUUCCCUUCCAGAUUCUCGCCUCACAUGUGUGUCGGCACUGGCGCGAAGUCGCCCUCCAGUCCCAUACCCUUUGGACAACCCUUGAAUUUGUGGCUCCUGCUAGAUUUGACAAGCUGGAGGCGUACAUUCAGCGAUCGGAGGGGCUCCCACUUGAUAUCUUUAUAGAUUGUACAAUUCCAGACGGCGAGACGGAGGAAGAUCAUGUGCAUGAAUACGACGACGACGACGAGGACGGGGACGAGGACCACGAAUGCGGGGAACCUACCUUCUUCUCACGAGACGAGCUUGCAAAAAUCCUCGAUCUGGUCAUCCCCCACGUCGCUAGAUGGCGACUAUUCGAGUUCUCCGCAAGCUUCUACCCUUACGUCUACGCCGCACUCACGCGCCUCGCCGAAUGCCCCGCCGCUCCACUCCUCGAAAUAUUCCAGCUCUACCACUACGAAGACUGCGAAGACUAUGACAUCUUCACCCCCGCAGAACUCAAUACCCGCUUCGUCCCCUUCCACGGCAUCGCCCCCAACCUCACGCACGUCUCCCUGUGGGGCGUUCACGUUGACUGGGAGGCGUCCGUCUCUUACCUCCGUGGUCUACAAGACUUCGAACUCGCAUAUCACGCCCAUGACGUCCGGCCCUCUUACAAAACCUUCCUCGAGAUACUCGACAACUGCCCCGAUCUCGAAACCCUCACCCUCUGCCUCUCCGGUCCGGCACUUGGUACGCCUCUCCUCGCAGACUCGGACGAGGAAUGGGGUCCGCACGCACACGAGAUCCCGUCGCUCAAGGAUCUCGUAUUAUGCUAUCACCCCCCACCUUACGCCACAGCGCUCAUGCAGCACCUCGACGUGCCCAACGUCACUCAGCUGGCGUUGGCGUUUGACGAACAGGAUUAUUCCGAGUUUGUCGUCAAAGCGCUUGCCAAACCUAUAAGGGGCAAGACGAAGUCUCUCCUUGCACAGUUGGAGCAUAUGAAGAUUUCUGGGCUUCCCCUUGAUAACAAGGCGGUGGAAGUGCUGCUGGACCGGCUUGCGGGGCUGUUGACGUUGAACAUCAACUGCUCGGAAGAGGCCGAGCAAGCGAUUUUCGACAAGAUGGGGGCGCAGAAGGAUCCGCUUGAGGCAGGUUCAUCUGCUGCUCCCGCAGAGGGGCAUGCCAGCGCAAAAGCGUAUUGUCCCUUGCUGCACACGAUCUCCACAACGGGAGUUGACGGCGCGAGGAUGAAGAAAUUCGUAGAGGCACGCCGCGCCGCUGGGGUACCUUUGAAGAAAGUGUUGAUGUGUGAUCGGGAUGAAAUUUCGGCGAAACAAGAGAAGUGGUUGAAAGAUAAUUUGGAGUCGCUUGAAUUUUUCGAGCCGUCUGAUUCUGAGGAGGAAAUUGAUGUUGAGAUUGACGAUGAAGAGGGUGAUGAGGACGAUGAUGAUCAGGAGGAACCACCGAGUUUGAUGAAUCUUGACUAG
Laccaria bicolor S238N-H82 is the source of this 1980-nucleotide messenger RNA. RefSeq lists its product as uncharacterized. The record is from RefSeq and is a predicted model, not a curated record. The coding region runs from base 1 to 1980 and encodes 659 amino acids. Lineage: Eukaryota; Fungi; Basidiomycota; Agaricomycetes; Agaricales; Hydnangiaceae. The transcript has a single exon.